AUGGGGCCGUGGGCCUUUCCGCGGCUCCUGCUCGUUCUACUAGCGCGCUGGGCCUCCGUGAGCGCCCAGGCCGGGACCAUCCCGGCCGGGACCACCCCGGUGGUAGCGACGGAGGGCCUCAACUCCACCAAACCAGUCCCGACGACUCUCCGACCUGUUUUAUCUUCUAAGUCCCCUGAGAUCCCCAGGGCUUCCAGGCCCUUCUCCGGCCCCAGACCCGCCCCGAUCACAGACGUUGCUGCUCUGUGUGUCUGUGACUUGUCUCCAGCACAGUGUGAUGUCAACUGCUGUUGUGAUCCUGAUUGCAGCUCCGUGGAUUUCAGUGUCUUUUCUGCCUGCUCAAUUCCAGUUGUCACGGGUGAUAGUCACUUUUGUAGUCAAAAAGCAGCUGUCUAUUCAUUGAAUUUAACAGCAGACCCACCUCAGAGAGUAUUUAAACUUGUCGACCAGAUCAACCCAUCUAUUUUCUGUGUUCAUAUUACAAACUAUAAACCUGCAUUAUCCUUUAUUAAUCCAGAAGUGACUGAUGAAAGCAGUUUUGAUAAAUUGAUGAAAGCACCUGAUGGUUUUUCACUGAAUGCAGAAUCAGAUGUUUCAACCAGACUGGGUGCUCCCCAAACUGCAAAAUAUGAGUAUGGGGUUCAUCUGCAGACUUCAGAUUCUUUUUUGAGAUUUCCAUCUCCCCUUACAUCAUCUCUGUGCACUGAUAAUAACCCUGCAGCAUUUCUGGUUAACCAAGCUGUUAAGUGCACCAGGAGGAUAAAUCUGGAAUAUUGUGAAGAAAUGGAAACCCUGAGCAUGGCUUAUUACAGCAGCCCUAGAAUUUUGAGGGUGCCUGGUUCAGGAAUAGAGGUCCCUAUCACAGUUCAGUCCAUCGUCAUUCGAUCUCUAAAUAAAACACUAACCCGACUGGAAGACACGGAAAUACUGAGGGUAUCAAAGCAGGGUGUUGUUGAGGCGGGACAUAUUGAAAUCUGCACUAACGUCGUUCUUGAGGUGACAUACAGCCUCACAUAUACAGACGCAGGUGAGGUAAUAAAAGCUGAUCUCUUUCUUCUUCUGGGAGCAGUGAGCAGUGCAAUGGUUCCACUCCAGCAAAAGUUUGAAAUUUAUUUUAUUCAGCAAAACACAAAGCCAGUUCCUCUAAGUGGAAACCCUGGUUAUGUGGUGGGGCUCCCGUUAGUUGCCGGAUUCCAGCCUCAGAAGGGGUCUGGGAUCAUUCAGACCACGAAUAGAUAUGGACAAUUUACUCUUCUUCGUAGCACAACUGAGCAAGACUGCUUAGCAGUAGAGGGGAUCCGGGCCCCGGUAUUAUUUGGUUACAACAUGCAGUCUGGCUGUAAACUCAGACUGACCAAAGCUCUCACAUGUCAGCUGGUGGCGCAGAAGAUGAAGAGCCUGCUAAAGGGUCAGGGCUUCCCAGACUAUGUGGCCCCUUUUGGAAAUUCCCAGGCCCAGGAUGUGCUGGACUGGGUGCCCGUCUAUUUCAUCACCCAGACGUCACAUGUGAAGGAUUCCUGCCAGCUCCCAGUGGCUUUGAUGGUAGAAGUGAAGUGGACUAAAUACGGAUCCUUAUUGAACCCACAGGCCAAAAUAGUCAAUGUAACUGCAAAUCUAAUUUCAUCUUCCCUUCCUGAGACCAACUCAGGAAAUGAAAGGACGAUUCUUAUUUCCACUGCGGUUACUUUUGUGGAUGUGUCUGCCCCUGCAGAGGCAGGCUUCAGAGCUCGGCCAACCAUCAACGCCAGGCUGCCCUUUAAUUUCUUCUUCCCAUUUGUUUGAUAGUGCUCAUAUGAAAGGAUGUACUGAUCCCUCAAUAUACAUGUGAAAAGUGAAAACUGUGCGUUUGAUGAGAUUAAAUUUUAUAUACAG
Molecule: messenger RNA, 1872 nt
Organism: Budorcas taxicolor (takin)
Lineage: Eukaryota; Metazoa; Chordata; Mammalia; Artiodactyla; Bovidae
Gene: TCTN1
Product: tectonic family member 1
Exons: 15
Coding region: 1-1782 (593 amino acids)
Biological process (GO): cilium assembly; protein localization to ciliary transition zone
Cellular component (GO): MKS complex
Source: RefSeq, a predicted model, not a curated record